ACUUUUCUGUCAAAUGAUUGUCAAUGUAAUGUCAAAAAUUUGUUUUUAGUCAAUGAAUCAUUAGAGUUAAUUGAAGUGAUCGAUUUUAAUAUUAUUCAAACAAUAUAUUUGUUCAUAAAUUUUAUAUUAAUACAUAUAAAAAUAAAAGCAUACUAACAUUUAACGACAAUAGUUGAAAUAAAACUAAUAAUCGCUUAAAUUAAUUUAUAGAUACACAAUGGAAUCAACUUAUCAAAAUGGGAGUCAAAAUAAGGAUCAAGAGUUUCAAAAACUGUGCCAAACCAUUGGCACUAGUAUUCAGAAAAUAUCACAAAAUGUUUCUUCUAUGCAACGUAUGGUUAAUCAAAUAGGAACUCACCAAGAUUCUCCUGAACUAAGAAAACAAUUACAUUCCAUUCAACAUUAUACUCAACAAUUGGUGAAAGAUACAAAUGGAUAUAUCAAAGAUCUUAGCAACAUUCCACCAUCUUUAUCUCAGUCGGAGCAAAGACAGAGAAAGAUGCAAAGAGAACGUUUACAAGAUGAAUUCACAAGUUCACUAAAUAUGUUUCAAAAUGUCCAAAGAAGCACUGCUUCCAAAGAAAAAGAGCAAGUUAACAAGGCCAAAGCUCAAGCAUAUGGUAGUGAACCUCAUCUUGUUGGAUAUAAAUCCAAAGAUCAACAACUUAUAGAAUUGCAAGAUAAUAAUACAAAGCAAGUGCAGUUGCAGGAUGAAGUCAAUCUUCGAGAAUUAGAAGAACAGGAACAAUCUAUAAGGCAGUUAGAGAGUGACAUAAACGACGUAAAUCAAAUAUUCAAGGAAUUGGGGACUUUAGUUCAUGAGCAAGGAGAAGUAAUUGAUAGUAUUGAAGCAAAUGUAGAAAGAACCACAGAUUUUGUCAGUCAGGGUGCUCAGCAAUUACGAGAGGCCGGUACCUACAAAAAUAAAGUAAGAAGAAAGAAGUUAAUCUUAGCUGGUAUCGCAACUAUCAUUUUAAUUAUCAUCAUAUUGAUCAUUGUUUUGUCUGUUAGAAAUUAAGAAUGUGACGCUAUUAUGAUAUUAACUUGUGAUGUUCUAAAUAUUUAUAAUUUCCUAAAGUAAGAAAAAUUAGUCUAAAGUUAUUAAAAACAAAACAAUUUCAUCAAAUUUUCUAUACCUUAUCCUAAAUUGAAAUUGAGGACUAUUUAGUAUGUUAAUUGAUAUAGAACAAGUAGUUUUAUAUCAAAACCUGAGAACACAAAUAUGCUAUGUCCAUCUAGUAAAUAAAUCAAAGACAGGUUCUAGAAUGAGAAGUUUUCAUGUAAUAUUUUUACAAACGUUACAAUUAAUAAAUAUCAAAAGACAUUGAGCUUCAUUACUACAGAUAUGCACUUACCAAAACUUUACUUCGAGUUUUCCAAAGUAGUGGGAAAUGGACAUAGCCCAUUUGUGCUUAAAGGUAUCAAGAUAAUAUCUACUGUAUAAGGAAAUUUAAUAUAAAAUUGCCUUGCUUCCUACUGUGAAAAACUUGUAAUUUGGUUUUAAGUGUUAGGUUUAUUUAGACCAUACGAAUCUAAAUGUAGAAAAGCUUCUCUUGAUGAAAGCAGAUAGAACAGAAUACGUUUUCUUUAAGAUAUUCGCAUCAUUUUUAAUCCUUAUCUAAAUAGUCUGUUACUAAUGCAAAUGAGCAGACUUUGUCCUUUGGACUCAAUGUGUUGAAAUAUGGUAACUGAUUAAUGAUUCAAUUAAUUGGCUGUCAUGAUUAAUCAAAUAAACCCCCAGCACUCAAUUCAUACACGAACUUUUAUUUUAUUUACAAAGUUUUUAUUCAAUUUUAUUCACUAUGGUAAUGAUUUUUUUCUGCUACCUUUUCUAUGUUCCUAAUUCCUUUUUUCCCUUUCUUCAAUUCCUGAACUUGUUCAACCAUGCUUAUAAUUAAACUGUCUCUUUUUUUGGACUUAAAACUUUAAUUGUACUUUUAAGUUUCGUCUUCCUUUGGCCUAAAUAUAUUUUAUAAAUACUAUUCUUUAUAUUAAUUUAAAUGUAUUAUAAUCCCUAUCAUAGAGAGAUAAAUUUAGUCAUAUUUCCCAAAGUCCAUUAUUCUUAACUUGUAUUUCAAUAAAUUUUAGUUUUUGUUAAGUUUUAUAUUAUUAUUAAACGUGUUGACUUAAACAGAUAUUUUUUUACAUCCUGUAGUGAACACUGUGAUAUACCAAAAAUAUUUCUGUAGACUGUAAAAUGCCAUUAGCCCUGUCCUCUAUUUAACUGAUGUUUAAAAUCAAAGUAGAACUAGGACUAAGAAAAAAUUGAUGCAAUAAAUAAGUGAGACCGUUAAUUGUACUAGAAAAGUCUCGCGAGUGGUCUUAAUGUAAAAAAUUUAUAAGAUUAAAAAAACGUGACGGUCGUAGUGGCAGGUUACAAGAGAAUGCUGUGAAAUACUAACCAAUAUUGGAUUCAGGUUUGUACUUUGAAUAAUUGAAAAGAAAAGAGUUUUAAUGUGUAAUGUAGAUUCAGCUAAUAUUUUUUCUCCAGAAAUACACCCUGCUAUCAUUUAAAAACAAUAAGGAAAAUGACAUGACCAAUUGCAUAAGUGCAGUCAAUUUUUCUCUACAAAUAAGUUUAAAUAAAUUCUACACCAAUUGUAUACAAGAACAAUUAACACUUGUCAUCAAUAUUGACAGAUGAGGAAUGAAGUGGUGUUUCACACUUUGCUAACCUAGCCAUACAAAGUACUUGUUGGAUCAUAAUUACGAUUUUAUCCAAAUGGAUUACGAAAAUUUUGUAUAGAAGAUUUAUAUCUAAUAGUUGAAUUCCUGCCAAGCCAGUAAGUCCUUUUAUGUCAGGUUCAGAUCUAUAUGUAUUACUAGACAUUUUUUUAAUUAUUUCACACAUUUCAUUGGAGUUCCAAUUGUUUUUAAGAAAAAAGUUUUCCGGUUAUGUUUUCUAUGGCAGCUACACCGAACAUUGCUGAUGUAAAUAUAUCUGAUAUAAAAUGUAUUUAACCUCAACCUAAUGUUGAAUGGAAGUACUGUAAGAUGAAACUCAUAUUUUACAUUCAAUAUUCACUAUGUACAUGCUAUUUGGUUUACCCUACACAUUUCAUUUCAUUAAGACAUCAACAAACUGUUUUUUUGGUGAAUGUGUAUACUUUGUUCAAUUGAAAACUAUUUUUUUAACUGCAUUAAAUAAACGGAUAUCAAAAAAUUAUAAGAGAUCAUGCCUUUCUCUUUGUUUUGGACUUUGUAACAUCCUCCCAAGAUUUAACCGAAACAAUACUAUACUUGUUUCUAUUUUUAUAAUAGUAUAAUAAUACUGUUAAUUAUAAAAAUUAUGAAAUUAGUUUAUAUAAAAUAGGAAUUAUUUUAAAAUGUCUAAUCCCAUUUCUAUUUAUUUACAAAUAUUGUGUAUUUACAAAUUUGUUAUUCAUAUAUAUGUAUAUUGUAUUUAUUUUUAUGUAAAUAAAGAAUAUUUCACCAAUUAUUUAAGCAUUUCAAU
This is a messenger RNA of Diorhabda sublineata, 3454 nucleotides long. RefSeq names its product syntaxin-7. Bases 218 to 1018 code for a protein of 266 amino acids. NCBI's taxonomy places the organism in Eukaryota, Metazoa, Arthropoda, Insecta, Coleoptera, Chrysomelidae. Gene Ontology annotation, molecular function: SNAP receptor activity; SNARE binding. The transcript is spliced from 5 exons. Gene Ontology annotation, biological process: intracellular protein transport; vesicle-mediated transport; vesicle fusion. Gene Ontology annotation, cellular component: endomembrane system; synaptic vesicle; SNARE complex. The record is from RefSeq and is a predicted model, not a curated record.